AUCAGCACCCCCGAGUCCAAUCUACAGCAAUCUUACGAUUUGACUGGAGGCAGAUUCCACACAAUGGCAAAGUCAAUUUUUCAGCGUAGGCGCGACUUGGUGUAUCUUGUCUUCUUCAUCGUGCAUCUUCCGGUUAUGCUUGCCUUCGACCUGUCCGCUUUCUACCCCAUUCAGAUUAAACCGCUCUGGAUGGGUUCUCUCCGCGAAUGGUAUGUCGCCACCUACGGCGACCGAUUCUUUUACAAUCCACCCGCAUGGUUCCCCACCCUGACGUUCCUGGAACUUGUCUACCACCUUCCCCUUACUCUCUGGGCCAUCCCCGCUUUGCUGCGCAAUGAUCCCCGCGUCCCCUUGGCUCUACUUGUUUUUGGUAUGGAAACGAGCCUGACUACGCUGGUGUGUCUGGCGGAGAUGCUAAGUUGGGAGGAGCUUAGCGCUGCACAGAGAGGGUUCCAGGGGUUGGGCGGCAUGUACGGGGGUUACUUGGCUACUGGUAAGUCUUUCAUUUUCCCAUUUGGGUUGGUAUUGGUAGUAGAUGGGAGACGGAGCGAUGGACUUAUGCGUCCGUUAUCAGAUUGGAGGUUUGAAGGAUGGCGAGAGGUUUGCGUAAGACAUGGCUGUGCUGACUAUGAUCGGUAGGUGUAUUCAUGAUGUUGGAUUGCUAUGCGAGGCUGGAUCAGUUGAUUUCGAAGCAGC
This is a messenger RNA of Cucurbitaria berberidis CBS 394.84, 696 nucleotides long. RefSeq lists its product as uncharacterized. Gene Ontology annotation, cellular component: endoplasmic reticulum. The coding region runs from base 64 to 639 and encodes 191 amino acids. The transcript is spliced from 3 exons. The record is from RefSeq and is a predicted model, not a curated record. Lineage: Eukaryota; Fungi; Ascomycota; Dothideomycetes; Pleosporales; Cucurbitariaceae.